Solanum lycopersicum (tomato) is the source of this 1526-nucleotide messenger RNA. Its product is annotated as trans-resveratrol di-O-methyltransferase-like. Lineage: Eukaryota; Viridiplantae; Streptophyta; Magnoliopsida; Solanales; Solanaceae. Gene Ontology annotation, biological process: methylation. Gene Ontology annotation, molecular function: protein dimerization activity; S-adenosylmethionine-dependent methyltransferase activity; O-methyltransferase activity. The record is from RefSeq and is a predicted model, not a curated record.
AGCCAAAAAGAAUAUUCAAUAUUUCGUUAUUUACAAAUAUAAAUUUUAUUAUUUAAAAAUGAGCUGGUAUAAGAAAUAUUUAUUACUCAUUUAAAAUUAUUAAUUAGUUUAAAAUAAAUAAAUUUAAACUGCAUAUCUAAUAAAUAUUUACGACAUAAAUAGAAAUGAAGAAAGCAUAAUUAGAUUAUAUACAACCAGUGAAAUCUUCAUACAUUAAAUAAGGGUGGUCCUCUCAUUCUUGUUAUAUUUAUGGCAUAAUCUUGUAUCCCAAUUAUCUCAGGCAGUUUUAUCUUUUCCUAAAAUCUCACAACUAUGGCAUUGCCUAAUGACAACACUAGAGAAAUACUGGCUGCUCAGGCACACAUAUGGAACCAUACAUUUAGUUACAUCAACUCCAUGUCACUCAAAUGUGCAAUUCAACUUGGAAUUCCAGAUAUCAUCCACUCUCAUGGCCGAGCCAUGACCCUCUCUGAUUUGGUGAAUGCUCUCCCCAUCAAUAAUAAUGUUAAGACCUUGGAUUAUAUCUUCCGUCUCAUGCGUAUUCUAAUUCAUGGUGGCUUCUUUAAUAAAAUAAAGGUUAAUGAUAAAGAAGAGGGUUAUUUACUUACUCCAGCUUCAUGUCUCCUUCUUAAAGAUGAGCCUUUGAGUCAAGUCGCCUUUGUACAAACGGAACUAGAUCAAAGUUUCAUGGAUCCAUGGCACUCACUUAUCAAAUGGAUUAGGAGUGAUCAUGACAACUCCAGUACUCCAUUUGCAAUUUCUCAUGGCAAACCCCUGUUUGAAUAUGAUGAGACACAACCAAAUAUUAACCGUCAAUUUAAUGAAAUUAUGGCUAGUGAUUCCCGAUUGGUAAUAAGUGUGUUGAUUAAAAAUUGUAAGGGUGUUUUUGAAGGAUUGAAAUCAUUGGUAGAUGUUGGAGGUGGCAUUGGAAUCGUGGGUAAAGUUCUUGCGGAUGCAUUUCGUGAAAUGAAUUGCAUCGUCUUUGAUCUUCCACAUGUAAUUGAAGGAUGUGAAGGAAGCAAAAACCUAUGCUAUGUGGGAGGAGACAUGUUUAAGUUCAUUCCCUCUGCCAAUGCAAUUUUACUAAAGUGGGUAUUACAUGAUUGGAGUGAUGAAGAAUGCAUCAAAAUAUUGAAGAAAUGCAAAAAAGCAAUUCCUAGCAAGGAAAAGGGAGGGAAGGUGAUCAUUAUUGAUAUGGUAUUAAUGGAUCGUAAAAUAGAGAAAGGAGACGGCAAGUCAUAUGAAACUCAACUUUUUUUUGACAUGCUCAUGAUGGUUCAUGUUUCUGGAAAGGAAAGAAAUCAACAAGAUUGGGCAAAACUCUUCUGCAGUGCUGGUUUUAGUGACUACAACAUCAUUCCUAUGUUGGGAUUAAGAUCUAUUAUUGAGGUUUUCCCUUAAUCUAUGGAACUGGAAUAAUUCCAUCCAGCAUCGAUGACACCAAUAAAACACUUCCAUGUGUUAUGAAGGAAAAAUGUCAUUCCUCAUUUACAUCCUAAUAAAAUGGACCUCUUUGUGUUUCAUUA